Molecule: messenger RNA, 495 nt
Organism: Corylus avellana
Lineage: Eukaryota; Viridiplantae; Streptophyta; Magnoliopsida; Fagales; Betulaceae
Product: pathogenesis-related protein 1A-like
Cellular component (GO): extracellular region
Source: RefSeq, a predicted model, not a curated record
AUGGGGUUGACAAAGUUUUUGCUAGCCAUAUACUUGAUAGGUUUAACCCUCCCUCAUGUCUCCCUCCUAGCCGCCAAAACCGGCCAAGGCCAGCUGCGGUUCCUCGACGGACACAAUGCGGAACGUGCCGAGGUCGGUGUUCCGCCACUUACUUGGAACAGCUCCCUUGCAGCAUACGCUAGAAAAUGGGCUAACACGAGGAUCGAGAAAUGCGAGAUGGAGCAUUCGAACGGGCCGUAUGGAGAAUGCAUUGCUGAAGGUUAUGGUAACUUGAAGGCUUCAGAUGCAGUGAGGAUGUGGGCAGGUGAGAAGAAAUUCUAUGACCAUGCAUCCAACAAAUGUGCUGAUGGUGAGUCGUGUGGCCACUACACCCAGGUGGUUUGGCGUGACACAAAGUAUCUUGGGUGUGCCAGGGUGAAGUGCAAAAAUAGCUGGAUGUUUGUCAUCUGCAGCUAUGAUCCUCCGGGAAAUUACGAGGGGGAGAGUCCAUACUAA